Molecule: messenger RNA, 1977 nt
Organism: Eleginops maclovinus (Patagonian blennie)
Lineage: Eukaryota; Metazoa; Chordata; Actinopteri; Perciformes; Eleginopidae
Gene: cacng3b
Product: calcium channel, voltage-dependent, gamma subunit 3b
Exons: 6
Coding region: 1024-1977 (317 amino acids)
Biological process (GO): transmission of nerve impulse; postsynaptic neurotransmitter receptor diffusion trapping; neurotransmitter receptor transport, postsynaptic endosome to lysosome
Cellular component (GO): AMPA glutamate receptor complex; postsynaptic density membrane
Molecular function (GO): voltage-gated calcium channel activity; channel regulator activity
Source: RefSeq, a predicted model, not a curated record
UUGUGUUGGUUGGACCGAGAGGAGGAGGAGGAGGAAGACGAAGAGGAGGACGAGGAGGAGGAGGAGGCGACGGCUGUCAUUUUUUUCCAUUUGUACCAACGGGCACGUUUCUCGGGAGCAAAACCAGGCGGGUGUAACUGUCCUACAGGCUCCAUCAGCAGGCGGCUUAUCUGACCGUUCGUCCAGAUAAUGAAUGGGAGGGAAAACACUGAAUUUAUAUUAGCGUCUGCGUGUUUGGACGAGCUCCUGUAAGCCUAUUACUGUGGACAUCGAGGAAGAAGAAGCAGAAAAAACAUGUCAGUGAGUCAACAGCUGGAGAGGAAAACACACGACGGAUCUCGGUCAACGUCUGCGCUCUCUUCAUAGCUGACGUAUGGGCUUUAUUCAUCGGUCCAUUCAUUCAGUAAUUCAGCAGGAAACGGAGAGAAUAACCACUGUACCGCCUUGUAUUUUGGCGCUGCUGCAACAGAGAUUGUCGAAGGAGGACAUCCUUCGCCGGUCAACACAUCCAGCGAUGGAGUCCCCCCACGCAGAGCUGUGCUGUUAAUAGGGGAGCUGGUUUAGGAAAGGCAAAAGUUAAGAACAGAGGAGAGGAGAAGAAGAAGAAGAAGAUAUCUCGGGUUACUGGUGGAUAACGCGUAUUUCACGCACGGAAGGAGAGGCAGAAUGUGGUAUCGCUGUUUCCCUCCACUCUGACUGAGUGAGGCCAGUGUCGGUAGACGGGGACAACCGGUGGUCGCUAAACCUCCGGUGUGUGUGUUUGUAUGUGUGUGAGGGUGGUGGAUGGUAAAACCGGUUUUUGAUGCGCGAGAAAGUGACGUGCCGCCCUCCCACCUUCCCAAGUCAACACACCAGGCAGCACCAUAAAUCCUUUUAAUUCACAUAUGUUUAUUUUAUCUUCCAAAAUGACUGUCUGUUGAACCCCCUCACUCAGACUCUCCAAAUCUCGCGGGAUAUUAAGGAAAUAAUAAGGGGGGAAAAGAGAGGAAGACAUUUAGAUUAAGACAAACAGGAACCGCCUAUAUGAAGAUGCUGAUGUGUGACCGCGGCGUCCAGAUGCUCGUGACGACGGUGGGCGCGUUCGCCGCCUUCAGCCUCAUGACUAUCGCCGUCGGUACCGACUACUGGCUGUACUCGCGCGGGGUCUGCCGCACGAAGAGCAACAACGACAACGACACAAGCCGCAAGAACGAGGAGGUGAUGACGCACUCCGGCCUCUGGCGAACCUGCUGUCUGGAAGGAACGUUCAGAGGUGUGUGUAAGAAGAUUGAUCACUUCCCGGAGGACGCGGACUAUGAAGCAGAUGCUGCUGAGUACCUCCUCCGUGCUGUGCGUGCCUCCAGUAUCUUCCCCAUCAUGAGCGUGGGGCUGCUGUUCCUGGGGGGGCUCUGUGUGGCCGCCAGUGAGUUUUACCGGAGCCGACACAACGUCAUCCUCAGCGCAGGAAUAUUCUUCGUCUCUGCAGGUCUCAGUAACAUCAUAGGAAUUAUUGUCUACAUCUCAGCAAACUCGGGCGACCCGGGCCAAAGCGACAGCAAAAAGUCCUACUCCUACGGUUGGUCCUUCUACUUCGGCGCCCUCUCCUUCAUCAUGGCGGAGAUGGUGGGCGUGCUCGCCGUGCACAUGUUCAUCGAGAAGCACCGCAAGCAGCGGGCCAAAUCCCGCACCGAGCUCAUCAAAAAGUCCGCCUUCAGCCGCAUCCCUUCUUAUCGCUACCGCUUCCGGCGUCGCUCCAGCGUUCGCUCUUCCGAAGCCCCCAGCCGCGACACCUCACCGCUGGGGAAAGGCGGCUACACUGGGCCCGGUGCCUCCGAGAUGCCCAUGUACACGCUGAACCCGCGCGAGGCAGGCAACGCCGGCACCAAACCGGGCAGCGGGAUGGGCGGGCUGCUCAACUCAGAGCGGGAGUUCCUCCAGAGCAGCACGCUCACUAAAGACUACAGCAAGGACCCCAACCGCAGGACCACGCCGGUGUGA